Molecule: messenger RNA, 2960 nt
Organism: Mirounga angustirostris (Northern elephant seal)
Lineage: Eukaryota; Metazoa; Chordata; Mammalia; Carnivora; Phocidae
Gene: PADI3
Product: peptidyl arginine deiminase 3
Exons: 16
Coding region: 1-1995 (664 amino acids)
Cellular component (GO): nucleus; cytoplasm
Molecular function (GO): calcium ion binding; protein-arginine deiminase activity
Source: RefSeq, a predicted model, not a curated record
AUGUCACUGCAGAGGAUCGUGCGUGUGUCCCUGGAGCAUGCCACCAGCGCUGUGUGUGUGGCUGGCGUGGAGACCCUCGUGGACAUUUAUGGAUCGGUACCUGAGGGCACAGAGAUGUUCGAGGUCUAUGGGACCCCUGGCGUGGACAUCUACAUCUCUCCUAGUGUGGAGAGGGGCCGGGAGCGCGCGGACACCAGGCGGUGGCACUUUGAUACGGGGUUGGAGAUCAUCGUGGUCAUGAACUCUCCCAGCAACGACCUCAAUGACAGUCAUGUGCAGAUUUCCUACCACUCCAGCCAUGAGCCCCUGCCCCUGGCCUAUGCGGUGCUCUACCUCACCUGUGUUGACAUUGCUCUGGAUUGUGACCUGAACUGUGAGGGCAGGCAGAAUAGCAGCUUUGUGGACAAGCGGGAUUGGGUCUGGGGGCCUGGCGGGUAUGGAGCCAUCCUGCUGGUGAACUGCGAUAGGGAUGAUCUGAACUGCAAUGACCAGGACAACCGUGACCGGCAUGUGCACUGCCUGCAAGACCUGGAAGACAUGUCUGUCAUGGUCCUGAAGACCCAAGGCCCCGCUGCCCUCUUUGAUGACCACAAACUUAUCCUCCACACUUCCAGCUAUGACGCCAAGUGGGCACGGGUCUUCCACGCCUGUGGUCCUGAAGACUCAUGCAAGUCCUACAGGCACGUGCUGGGCCAGGACAAGGUGUCCUACGAGGUGCCCCGCUUCCAUGGGGACGAGGAACGCUUCUUUGUGGAGGGUCUCUCGUUCCCUGAUGCCAGCUUCACGGGGCUCGUCUCCUUCCAUGUCACCCUGCUGGACGACUCCAACGAGGAUUUCUCUGAGUCCCCAAUCUUCACCGACACCGUGGUGUUUCGUGUGGCACCCUGGAUUAUGACGCCCAGCACCCUACCGCCCCUGGAGGUAUACGUGUGCCGUGUGAGGAACAACACAUAUUUUGUGGAUGCCGUGGCGGAGCUGGCCACGAAGGCCGGCUGCAAGCUGACCAUCUGCCCGCAGAAUGAGAACCGCAAUGACCGCUGGAUCCAGGACGAGAUGGAGCUGGGCUAUGUUCAGGCCCCACACAAGACCUUCCCGGUGGUCUUUGACUCCCCCCGGAAUGGGGAACUGCAGGAUUUCCCUUACAAAAGAAUCCUGGGUCCAGAUUUCGGCUAUGUGACUCGGGAACCACAAGACAGCUCUGUGAGUGGCCUGGACUCCUUUGGGAACCUGGAGGUCAGCCCCCCAGUGGUGGCCAAUGGGAAAGAGUACCCCUUGGGGAGGAUCCUCAUCGGGGGCAACCUGCCUGGGUCCAGCGGCCGCCGGGUCACCCAGGUGGUGCGGGACUUCCUCUAUGCGCAGAGGGUGCAGCCCCCCGUGGAGCUCUUUGUGGACUGGCUGGCCGUGGGCCACGUGGAUGAGUUUCUGAGCUUCGUCCCUGCCCCCGAUGGGAAGGGCUUCCGGAUGCUCCUGGCCAGCCCUAGCGCCUGCUUCAAGCUCUUCCAGGCAAAGCAGAAGUGGGGCCACGGCAGUGCCCUCCUGUUCAAAGGGGUUGUUGGGGAUAAGCCAGUCAACACUGUCUCCAUCAACCAGGUCCUCUCCAACGUAAACCUCAUCAGUUACAAUAAGUUCGUGCAGAGCUGCAUCGACUGGAACCGGGAGGUGCUGAAGCGGGAGCUGGGCUUGACUGAGCAGGACAUCAUCGACAUCCCCCAGCUCUUCAAGACUGAGAGGAGAAAGGCGGUGGCCUUCUUCCCUGACUUGGUGAACAUGCUGGUGCUGGGGAAGCACCUGGGCAUCCCCAAGCCCUUCGGACCCAUCAUCGAUGGCCAGUGCUGCCUGGAGGAGAAGGUGCGGUCCCUGCUGGAGCCGCUGGGCCUCCACUGCACCUUCAUCGACGACUUCACGCCGUACCACACGCUGCACGGGGAGGUGCACUGCGGCACCAACGUGCGCCGGCAGCCCUUCUCCUUCAAGUGGUGGCGCAUGGUGCCCUGAGCCGGUCCCCCUCAUCCUCUCCCCCUGGGGUGGGGCAUGGGCCGGUGCUGAACAAGAAGCAUCAAGAGACCCCAAGGUUCCAGAUAGCACAUUGAGGGGGACUGUCUCUCUCAGAAGCCUUUUCCCUAGAAGUGUUCAUAUCUCACUUGCAACCCAUUUGGUUCUCAGACUUGAUUCUUGUUGGCCUCCCAAGAAGAAAGACCUCACUUCUUGUGGCCUCUCAUGAGGAUCAACAUGACCCAUGGGGAUUCCUCCAAACUCCCCCCUUCCCACCCCCAAAUCCUCUGUUUGGGAUUGAAUUUACUUUGGGGUCUAGAAACAACCAUGUGUCUCAUCUGCCAUCUUGGCCUGUGUGUCCUAAUGGAGGAAGGACCCACAAUUCUGCUUGGGUCUGAUUGCCUCUCACUCUGCAGGGGAACAGCCUUAAAGUCAGAUCCCUCUACCCAGGAGAGAGUCUACACACAGCUUCCCCCAGAGGAAAGGAGGUGUGGUCCAUGUAGAUCAAGGUUGGAUCAUCAGCCUACCUGCCAAGCUUCUGACCAGAUGCUAAACUCUCUACCCUACCCAGUGCCCAGCAUGAACUUUCACAUAGUUGGUCCUUUCUAGAUGUGUGUUGAAGGAAUGACUGUUGGCCCUUAGCCUUAUAAAUGCCCCGUCAUCUGACAUUCAGAAAUCUGGCUUUGUCCAAAAACCUCCAGGAAUUUCCUAGAGAUGAAAGUAUGUGGGGAAUUCUUGGAUUUGGGGAAGCCUAUGGGUGCAAGGGUGAAAGAUGUCCUUCAUAAUGCAUAGGAUGCUUCCUUGGCCCCAGACCUCUCUCUGCAGGAGGGGAGAAUCAGUCCUAGACUUUCUGUUGCCCUCUGGUCAACAUUUUCAUGUCCUGCCAUGCCUCAGGAGAGGGGGCCCAGAGGGGCAGAUCCACCGAGACAGCUCACAGUGGGCCAGCUCUGGGAAUGAACUGCUCUGAG